This is a messenger RNA of Clarias gariepinus (North African catfish), 2194 nucleotides long. Its product is annotated as atlastin-2-like. The transcript has 12 exons. Gene Ontology annotation, molecular function: GTP binding; GTPase activity. Gene Ontology annotation, biological process: endoplasmic reticulum organization; protein homooligomerization. NCBI's taxonomy places the organism in Eukaryota, Metazoa, Chordata, Actinopteri, Siluriformes, Clariidae. The record is from RefSeq and is a predicted model, not a curated record.
UGGCGGAGGCGGAGACCAGGCUGAAGCUUCAGAAUCAUUCGGGUAUAAAACAUAAAGGUGUGGGUUUGGAGGAAGAGGAGGUGGCCGGGCCUGUUCAGAUUGUGGUGGCAGAUGAAGAUAAGAACCAUUUUUUUAUGGACGAGCAGGCAUUGGAGCGCAUCCUGCUGCAGGAGCACAUCCGUGAUCUCAACGUGGUGGUGGUGUCGGUCGCCGGUGCAUUCCGCAUGGGCAAGUCCUUCCUGCUGGAUUUUAUGCUCCGAUACAUGUACCAUCAGAAAUCAACCACAUGGCUUGGAGGAGAUGAUGAACCACUGACGGGCUUCACCUGGCGAGGGGGCUGUGAGAGAGAGACCACAGGAAUCGUGGCCUGGAGUGAAGUGUUUGUAGUUGAGAAACCAGAUGGGACCAAGGUGGCUGUGCUUCUCAUAGACACACAGGGAGCCAUCGAUAGCCAGUCCACCAUUAAAGACUGUGCCGCCCUCUCCGCCCUCAGUACCAUGACCAGCUCUGUUCAGAUUUAUAAUUUAUCUAAGAAUUUGCAAGAGGAUGAUCUUCAACAUUUACAGCUUUUUACAGAAUAUGGACGACUUGCUAUGAAGAUGUACCAAAAACCAUUUCAGUCAUUAAUGUUUCUUAUAAGAGACUGGAGUUACCCGUAUGAACAUGCAUAUGGCCUGGAAGGAGGCAAAACAUUUUUAGAGAAAAGGCUGCAAGUGAAACCGAACCAACACGAGGAUCUUCAGGAUGUCCGGACUCACAUCAACUCCUGUUUCUCCAACAUCAGCUGCUUCCUGUUGCCUCACCCUGGGCUCAAGGUGGCCACAAACCCCCAUUUUGACGGCAGGUUGAAAGACAUUGAUCCUGAUUUUAAAAAGGAGUUGGUGAGUCUCAUCCCACUGCUGUUGGCUCCAGAGAACUUGGUGGAGAAAGAAAUCAGUGGUUCUAAAGUCACAUGUAGAGAACUUGUACAGUAUUUCAAAGCCUACAUGAAAAUAUAUCAGGGAGAAGAGCUGCCACAUCCAAAGUUCAUGUUGGAGGCAACAGCUGAAGCUAACAACCUUGCCACAGUUGCAGUAGCAAAGGAGACUUACAUCAAGAGCAUGGAACAGGUAUGUGGUGGAGACAAGCCCCACAUUGCCCCAGCUGAUUUGGAGUGCAGCCACGUUGAGCUGAAGCAGAGAUCCAUACAGCAGUUCUGCACCAUUAAGAAGAUGGGAGGCUCGGAGUUCUGUCAGCGCUACCAGGAGCAGCUGGAGGCCGAGCUGGACGAGGCUUACACCAGCUACGUCAAGUACAAUAAUGGAAAGAACAUUUUCUAUGCAGUGCGCACGCCAGCUACACUCUUUGUCCUCACGUUUACCAUGUAUGUGGUAUUGUGUAAAUGUGUGCGGUUUAAAUAAUGGUAAACUGUGUCAACGCUGUUUAACAUGAUUAUGGGCGUGGCCCUUGUGUCUCUGGACACCUGGGCGCAUGUCAAAGCGUCAUCGACCAGGUGGCAGAAACUCUCUAGGAGCAGAUGGGUUAUUCUCAACCUGCCAAUUCUCUCGGUUAAUUUCCUUUGUGUGAUCUGUUUUUCUUUCUCUUUUGGUUUUGAAACCAAAUUCUUUUAAUUCACAUUAAAAGAAACAAUAUUCCACGGUAUUCUACUUGUUGAUUCGCCACAGUUGUACUUCUGAUGUUCUCUUAGUGUGACAAUUUUUAAAUGUUUAUUUUCUAUUUAUUUAUUUUGUCAAUUUGUGAUGUUCAUAUCAAAUAUUCCAACUUAAACUGUACUGCCAAGCAUAAAAUCAUCUUUACCAUAUGCUGUAAAGAUAUGUUCUCAACAACAAAAAAGGACAAACUGUUCUGGCCCUGUUAAUUGUAGUUAAAUUUGUUUUAGUUGACCCCUGCUGGUUAUUUUUAUAAGUGACAUGUGACAGGAAAGUGUGUGUGUUUCAGGAAGUAAUGUAGUAAAAGCAAUGUGAAAAGCAUGUUGUAUGUGACUAUCAGUCAGUGGCGAUUUUUUUAAGACUGCAAGGGAAGCUCAGCUUCUCCUAUAAUGUCACAAAAUUAAUGGUCAAAUUAUGUACUAUUGUAUUAACAUUUUAUUGACUAAAAAUGCGUUAAAAAAUGUUCAUCUCAAAGACGAGUUCGUUCAGAAUCAGUUAGAUAUAGCAGGUCGGCUGACUUGAUUUUCUUCUCAUACAUACCCGUA